UUGUCACUAAGACAACUUUAUUAUUUUUUAAUGGUUGGACUUGGUUUUUGAGUGCUUGUAAAUAACAAAAUAAAAAUUGUUAUCGUGCUCAAUUUCUAUUAAAAUACCGUUUAUCAGUGACAUUUGUGUUCUCUUAAUUGUUCUAACGAUGUCUUCUAUGGAUUCUAUCUUCUAACAGCAAAAUCAAGUGUUUCUGUGCCCUUUCUAGGACAACCAGUGAAGUGACGCGCCAUUGUUGUACACAAGCCAAGUACAAGCUAAAAAUAACUCUAGCUUUUACAGCAAUUCAUAAACAAACCUUCUUUUUCUUAUUUGUGAUGUACCCGCAUCCCAUCAGCGCGGAAGAAGAACAGAGGAUAAACUUGAUACCGAGUGUGAAGCUUCUCCAUUCAAAGAGGAAAGGGAUAUUUAUACACCCCUCUGCUAUGUACAGAAGUAGUGCACCGUGCAUGAAUAUAUGCGCUUCGUUGACAACAAAUUGCUUGAGAGGGUAAAUACUGGUACCAAACGAUUGUAAAGAUGAAACUCUUAGAAAGUGGGCAUCUCGAAGCGCUGAGCAGCGCCCUGUCUAUCCUGAAUGGAGACAGCGCUGUGCAAGGCCGAGUGGAGAGCUACAGUUGCAAAAUGGCAGGCGGCGAGAAAGCUUUCUACAAGCGCUUCACAGCAGAUGGAGAAACCACUCACAAUCUUCAGGCUUUAUCGCCUCCGGAAGGUGUUCCAUAUAGCCGAAGCCUGUCAGGCGAUGAAGAGGGAGUGCUCUGCGAUACAAUAUCUCGGAAAACUUUAUUUUAUUUGAUUGCCACACUGAAUGCUGCCUUUCCAGAUUAUGAUUUUUCAAUGGCAAAGAGCAGUGAGUUUAGUGCAGAACCAUCACUGAGUUGGGUGCAAGGUGCGGUGGACGCAGCACUGUCUGCUGUGGGUGGGAUGCGGUGGCGACAACUCCGACCAGCCCUGUGGGCCGCCAUAGAGGAGGAAGUGGCACUGCCAGAGUGCCGAAUAUACAGCUACAACCCAGACUUGGCCAGCGAUCCCUUUGGGGAGCCAGGUUGCCUCUGGACAUUCAAUUACUUCUUUUACAACAAGAAGCUGAAACGAAUUGUUUUCUUUACAUGUCGAGCAAUGAGCCCUGUUUGUGCUGAUUCUGGAGUGGACUUUGCUAUGGAUGAAGAUGAGGAGUACAACUAAAUAUUUUUUAUUUUCUAUAUUCUAUUAAUAAAUAAUUUAAGUAAUAUUUUCUUAUUAACAAACACAUAAUUAAAAUAUACAAGUUUAAAAUAGAGUUAUUAAAAGUAAGGUGAGUUUAGAUAUGGCACACUUAAUAAUUUAUCUUUAUUUGUUUUUGGAGUUUGUGUAGUUACUAGUGAAGAUAGGUAUUCACGUAAUUUUCUUUGUCUAGAUUUAAGAGGAGCAUAAUUCUACUUUACAUUAUAAUAUUAUAUGCUAAAAACUAUUCAGCAUUCAAUAAUUUUCUCAAAAAUAUUUUUUUUUCAAGGUAUAAUUAUUAUUAUACUUACAUAACCAGGUGCCCUUUUAUAAUUUGAUUGGAUUUGCUAUGACAAGUUACUGGAUUGUUUAUUUUUUAAUAGACUUCCAUUUAAGGAGGAGGUUCUCAAUUUGGUGCGUUUUUUUUUUAAUAUCUUCUAGGUAUAUAUUGAUUUCUCGUCAAUUUUAAGUAUAUAAAGUAGGUAACGCAAAAUGACAAUUUUUAUUAAAUAUUUGCCAAAGUGAUUUCACUUUUGCAAUUUAGUUUAAAAAAAUUGAGCCUAACAAAUACAAAGUCAGAUAUUCCAUAUCAUUAUAAAUUAACCAUAAAAUAAAUUGGUAUUGUUUCUUCCGCCUUAUCCAUUUUCUUUCAAUAACUGAUAUUCUAACUUAGUAUUAUGACAAAAAUAAUGUAUUUUUUUAAAUAUAUCUAUGCAAACAAACAUAUUGAAGGAUCUCUGUGCACAAAGAUUUUUAGAUGUCUUAAGUAAUAAGUGAUUAAUGCAGUUCAGUGCAGUUUAAGUUUUAAUUUACAUUUUCAAAUUCAGUUGUUUACCAUAUAAGUAUUUAUGUAUGGAUGUGAAAAACAACUUGAGUGUAAUAUUUAAUGUGAUUAUCUUAUUUUUUAAUGUGCUUAGGGUUGCCAUAUUAUUAUUUUGUAUUGUGUAUUUUGAUAUUUCUUUUUCAAAAAUUAUUAUGUAUUUUUAUACAAAAGUAAAAUAGUUGUAUGAUGUAUUAACAAUAAAAGGUUAAUAGCA
Molecule: messenger RNA, 2240 nt
Organism: Maniola jurtina (meadow brown)
Lineage: Eukaryota; Metazoa; Arthropoda; Insecta; Lepidoptera; Nymphalidae
Gene: Maf1
Product: repressor of RNA polymerase III transcription MAF1 homolog
Exons: 4
Coding region: 520-1185 (221 amino acids)
Biological process (GO): negative regulation of transcription by RNA polymerase III
Cellular component (GO): nucleus
Molecular function (GO): RNA polymerase III core binding
Source: RefSeq, a predicted model, not a curated record